AUGGAACUGGAACUGUGGACAUUUUAUUGUUUUGGUUUCUUUUUUCUUAUGGUGAUCGAUAAAUUCAAUGAAUGGUACGUAUCAGCGUUUGUUACAGCCAGUCGUAUGCGAUUUAUUGUACUUCACAAUCAAAAGAACGAUGAUGGUAUUAGGCAGUUUUUCCAGGAGAUAUAUGAAAUUUACAUAAAACUUUCAAUGAACCCUUUUUAUACCAUAAAUUCGCCGAUAAAUUCUCAAAAAUUUGAACAAAAAGCAAUAUUUUUUGGCAAAAAAUUUCUUUGUUCUUGA
Dracunculus medinensis (Guinea worm) is the source of this 288-nucleotide messenger RNA. Lineage: Eukaryota; Metazoa; Nematoda; Chromadorea; Rhabditida; Dracunculidae. The record is from the annotation of a GenBank genome assembly.